UCUCUCUCUCUCUCUCUUAUUCCAAAAUGUUAAGAUACUGGGGAGAGAUUCCAAUGUCCUCAAGCCAAACCAAUAGGAGUUCCUUUGAUUUGCUCCCACGGGAGUUCCGGCUGGUAGAAGUGCAUGACCCGCCCCUACACCAGCCCUCUGCCAACAAGCCCAAGGCCCCCACGACUCUGGACGUGGUCCCCUCAGAGCCAUGCAGCAUCACCAUCCACACUAUUCAGCUGAUCCAGCACAACCGGCGUCUGCGCAGCCUCAUCGCCACAGCUCAAGCCCAAAGUCAGCAACAGACGGAAGGCAUGAAGACGGAAGAGAGCGACCCACUGCCCUCCUGCCCCGGGUCACCUCCUCUGCCUGACGACCUCCUGCCCUUAGACUGUAAAAAUCCCAAUGCGCCAUUCCAGAUUCGGCACAGUGACCCAGAGAGUGACUUCUAUCGUGGGAAAGGGGAGCCUGUGGCGGAACUCAGCUGGCAUUCCUGCCGGCAGCUCCUCUACCAGGCAGUGGCCACAGUCCUGGCCCAUGCAGGCUUUGAGUGUGCCAAUGAGAGCGUCCUGGAGACCCUGACUGACGUGGCCCACGAGUACUGCCUUAAGUUCACCAAGUUGCUGCGUUUUGCUGUGGACCGGGAGGCCCGGCUGGGCCAGACGCCUUUCCCUGACAUCAUGGAGCAAGUCUUCCAUGAAGUGGGCAUUGGCAGCGUGCUCUCCCUCCAGAAGUUCUGGCAGCACCGCAUCAAGGACUAUCACAGUUACAUGCUCCAGAUUAGUAAACAGCUCUCUGAAGAGUAUGAGAGGAUUGUCAAUCCUGAGAAGGCCACAGAGGACACUAAACCUGUUAAGAUCAAGGAGGAGCCUGUGAGCGACAUCACCUUCCCUGUCAGCGAGGAGCUGGAGGCCGACCUUGCUUCUGGAGACCAGUCUCUGCCCAUGGGUGUGCUCGGGGCUCAGAGUGAGCGCUUCCCAUCCAACCUGGAGGUGGAGGCUUCACCGCAGGCUUCCAGUACAGAGGUAAACGCUUCCCCUCUUUGGAAUUUGGCGCAUGUGAAAAUGGAGCCUCAAGAGAGUGAAGAAGGCACCGUCUCUGGACAUGGCGUGCUGGGCAGCGACGUCUUCGAGGAGCCCAUGUCAGGCAUGAGUGAAGCUGGGAUCCCCCACAGCCCAGAUGACUCAGACAGUAGCUACGGCUCCCACUCCACUGACAGCCUCAUGGGCUCCUCCCCGGUGUUCAACCAGCGCUGCAAGAAGAGGAUGAGGAAAAUAUAAAAGACAAGGGCUCCUGGCUCCUGUCCAGACUGGCACUGCCAACCUUGAUGAGUUUGCAUUUGUUUCCAUAGUGACUUGACUGUUCUUAAACACAAUGGAUUUUUCUGACUUCGGAGGAACUGGACUUAACUAGACAAGUUUGCUUUUUAUUUUUAAUCUAUUUUUUUGCACCCAGUUUUUGUAGUUUUUCACCACAACCCAGCCACCUUUCACAUAGAGAUUAUGCUUCUGGGAUAGCGUGGUCCCUGAGAUGUGACUAGACAGUUUACCUCCUAGAGCCAUUUCUCUUACACUGCUGUGGAGAAUCAAUUUAGUCUGUCUUGCAGGGAUGUUGUAAUACUGAGGAAACUUUUGGGGUUUUUUUAUUAUUGUUGGUUUUUUUUGUUUUGUUUUUUUAUUGUUAUAAUUUAAAUAUUUAGUUAUUCAUUCCCUUUCGUUGCCCUUGUUUUAUUGUUGUAGCUAUUAUUAUUGUUGUUGGAUAGGACAGAGAGAAAUGGAGAGAAGAGGGAAAGAUAGGGGAGAGAAAGACACCUGCAGACCUGCUUCACCACUUGUGACGCGACUCCCUUGCAGGUGGGGAGCCGGAGGCUCAAACUGGGAUCCUUACGCCAGUCUUUGCGCUGGCACCACCUGCGCUUAACCCGCUGCGCUACCGCCUGACUCCCUGUUUGUUGUUUUAUCAAGCACUACUAAGCUCUGGCUUAUCGUGGUGCUGGGGACUAAGAGGGAAGAUUAAUGUUACUAAACCUCAGAGCUGUGCUUGAAUCGACUCACAGGUAAACAUAUGCUCAUAUCAAUGUCAGGUUUCUCAUUUAACGUGCUUCAUUUUGAGUUCAAGACUUUGGGAAUCUAACACUCCUACCUACCUAGCAGGACCUAGUAGUCUUCUAUAAAAUCAGAGGUCUGUGGCCGUUCUGCUUAUUCAGACAGUCCUCUACCAUCUGUUUCAUCCACGUAUUUUCUUCUUCCCCCUAUUGACUUUUUUAAAAAAGAUUUUACUUACUUAUGAGAAAGGAGGAGUGAGAAAGAACCAGACAUCACUCUGGCACAUGUGCCGUCGGGGAUCAAAACUCAGGACCUCAUGCUUCAGAGUCCAAAGCUUUACCACUGUGCCACCUCCCGGACUACUCCCCUAUAGACUUAAUCCAUCUAGCUUCAUCCUUUCUUGUCUCCUCUAUUUUU
Erinaceus europaeus (western European hedgehog) is the source of this 2450-nucleotide messenger RNA. It is a transcript of the gene SUPT7L, whose product is annotated as SPT7 like, STAGA complex subunit gamma. The transcript has 4 exons. Lineage: Eukaryota; Metazoa; Chordata; Mammalia; Eulipotyphla; Erinaceidae. The record is from RefSeq and is a predicted model, not a curated record. Bases 27 to 1268 code for a protein of 413 amino acids. Gene Ontology annotation, cellular component: SAGA complex. Gene Ontology annotation, molecular function: protein heterodimerization activity; transcription coactivator activity.